This is a messenger RNA of Aspergillus calidoustus, 1770 nucleotides long. The record is from the annotation of a GenBank genome assembly. Lineage: Eukaryota; Fungi; Ascomycota; Eurotiomycetes; Eurotiales; Aspergillaceae.
AUGCCCGGCCGGCCUGCGGGUUCUGCGCCCAGCACAAGGCCAAAUGCCGAGGAGAUCUUGAGUCGUCUUAGUGCGAUACAGUCGCUUCUCUCCCACGGCAACGCGGUUCCCCCGACCGCUGCUGGUAGUGCUGCUGGCGCCGCUGCUAGGUAUGACCAGACGUACUCGAUUGCUGGAACACACCGAGGCGUCGAUCUCAAAACAGCCUCGGCCUCAACAUCGGCAAGUGACAUUUUAUGGAGGCGAGAAUAUCCUGCGUCGACCUUAUCGGCGACACGAUGCGAAACACUACUACAGUGGCCAGUAUUUGAAGACGUGGUUUCUGCCAAGGUAUCGAACACCAAGUCGUUCCUCCUCGAUUGUAGCGCUGAUCGAGAUGAGAUGGUCGACCUCGCAGCGUCGGGAGACCGGCUGCCUUCAACCUCUGAGCAGGAGAAUGCCUCAGAGGACCUCACAGAGAAGCACCAGGUUCAUGGGGCCAAUUUUGUCAAUCUAUGCUACGUAUUCCUCUCGACGAUACAUAGGAGGAACCCGAUUCUCGAUGGGGACAGAUUGAUGGAAUCUGCUCAUCAUGUUAUGGCGCACGGGCUGAGAUGGGAUGCGAGGACCUGUCUAGUGCUUCUCGCUUCUGCUCUGGCCCAUUGCGGCUCGUCCUGCUCUUUGGACGGCCGGGUCGAACUAACCGCCGAGGGUAUAGAAGAUGAAUUAACACCAGAGGCGUACUACACAGAGGCUAAGAAGCGGAUCGGCUUCUUACAAUCGUCCAUCACUGAUAUUCAAUGCUUGCUGCUCGCCUCCAUGUACGAAAAGGCAACCCUGAACAUCAUCAAGGCAUGGGACUAUAUCAAGGAUGCCUGUUCCCGCCUCCAAACAUACCUGUCAAGUCGUCGCCGGGUGGCGCACGAGCAACAGGCCGAUCAUCUAGAGCCACGGAUAUUCUGGUCAUGUAUGAAGGCGGAAAGCGAUCUAGUGGCAGAAUUGCCGUUGCAGCCGAGUUGGAUUGAGAACUUUGAGUACCCCUAUCCGUUCCCAUCUCCCCCGCAGAGCCUGGCCAAGGCCACCGGCCUGCGUUCGCCAUCCAGCGGUUCAGUUGACUCAAGCGGAAGCAACCCUCGACAGGUAGAGGAGGAGGAGAGCUGGUUUUUUUAUACUGCAGAUAUCUCCUUUAGGCGGAUCCUGAACCACCAUCUCAAGGUACUCUACACCGAAGCCGGUGCCGGUUGGAUGGAAAACAUAAACCUGGCUUUCGCCCAAUUCACAGAAUGCGAACGACAGAUUGAAGUCUGGUACCACCAUCUCCCAUCCGUGAUACGAUUCAGUCUCGAAGGGCACCCAGAGAAUGAACUUUCGGUGUUCCUUAAAGGCCGCUUUCAGGGUUGGCGCGAGCUUGUUCGUCGGCCCUUUCUGUACUACGCACUCCACCAUGGUGGCGACGAGCCCGUAGACCCGCAGAUGAUGGCGCUGGCCACGGAGUGCCUUGGCAUCUGCGCGUGUCUGAUCAAUCACUACUUUCCGCAGGGUCGGCACGGCGGUACAUGUUUCAUCUCCCGGAGAACGUUCACCUGCGCGCUCCUGAUCCUGGCGGCCGUUUUUGCCAAUCGACAGGAUCUACAACCGCCAGAUGACUGGCCCACCGUGCUACAGAUUGCGAUUGAUAUGCUAAAAAAGUGGGAAACUGCAGCAAGUGACAUUGCAAGAAUGCGUGUCGUACUUACUAAACUUGUUCAUGAGGCACGCCAGGAAACAGGGAUAGGGCCGACAUGGCGAUGA